GGCUCAAUCAGCGCAACGGACCGACACGGCGCUCCUGUAUAAUAACUCCCAGGCUGCUGGCAGGAGCGGAGGCGGCAGUAGCAACAGCAGCAGCACAUCAGCCCGGGAGGGGAGAAACUGCUCGCACUCACUCACUGAUAAAAAGCACAGAAAGCAGCGGCACAGCCCCGAAUCCCGCCUCCCUCAUUCGCCUCCACUCCCUAAAGAAGCGCUAAGUUUAUUUGCGGCGGAGAGAGCCGAGUCCUCCUAGUGUUGUACCUGACAUCCCUCCUGUCACUUUCCAUGGAGUGCUACUACAUUGUCAUCAGCUCGUCCCACCUCAGCAAGGGCCACUUCCGGAACAUCAAGGGAGUUUUCAGGGGACCGCUCACUCACUCCAGAACUCUGGACUGUGCUGAAAAGGAAAAUACAAGAUCAAAAACACUUGAGGAUCUUAAAGCCAACUUCUACUGUGACCUCUGUGACAAGCAAUACCACAAGCAUCAGGAAUUUGACAAUCACAUAAAUUCAUAUGAUCAUGCACACAAGCAGAGGCUUAAGGAGCUAAAACAGAGGGAAUUUGCUCGAAAUGUGGCAUCAAAAUUGCGGAAAGAUGAGAGAAAACAGAAAAAGUACCUCCACCGGCUGCACAGAAUGGCCAAUCUGAAGAGAGAAGCAACUUGUGCCCCCGGAAGUGGUCCCAUGUUCAAGUCGACAACUGUUAGCGUCCAAGACCACAUACCUGAAAAUCUUGAAGAUGACCUUGCCCAGUCAGUAGGAAAAGGUCCAGAGGGUCAUUGUUUUAAAAGGAUCCAUGACAAGUCUAGUGUAAUGCCUAUUAUUUUGGCAAGUUCUGAAAGCUCAGAAAAUUACAAGCAACACUUUGAUUACCAGACCCAAAAAGGUCAUGGGCACAAAUUUAGUUUCUCUUUUGCUUUUCCCAAAAAGGCGCAAAUAAAACUGGAAUCCUCCGCUGCCGUCUUCUACAAAUUCAACGAUGACAUUUCUGCUGAGCGCGGUUUAAAAAGGAGAAGCAGAUUUGUCCCCGAGUCCUUUACUGCUCUGUCGGCUUUGCCGGCCGAAGUCCUCCAAUGCCCAAGCAAAACUCAACAAUCCAUAGCCGUCUCUCUAAAUCAUUCUUUGGACAACAAGCAUAAAGCUGAACAAGCACAUUCUAAACUGCAGUCUGCGUUGGCAGCGGAAGUAUUUCUGUUCCCAAGCAGCAAUCAACAUUCAACAACGGGCGGAUCAAAACAAGCGUUGAACAAAGUCUAUUGCCUGCAGGAGCAGAACCUGAAGCAAAUGCUUACAUCAGUAGUAAAUGUAUUCCCAGACCCAGAUAUUUGCCAUUUAAAAGUGCCUCAUUUUAGUAACGUCUCUGUAGCUGCAGCAGCGAUGACUAAUACAACAACAUGCAUGCAAGACAUUGUCAAGGAUGAGUUUGCUUUGAUAGACCUCAAAUCUGGGACAAUCGACACAGAUCCCACCGUCCAAGAAGCUCAUUGCAAAGAGUUGACUGUUCCAAGCAAAGCACAACAAAAUGAAAACACUGCAAUAAAUCAGUCUGAAUACAGGACUCAAGAUAAUACAGAUUUGUCACAUUGUCUUUUGCUGUCAAGUGAUAGUGUGGCUGAUGCAAAGGCCCAAAGAAAUGAUGGGCCAUUCAAAAGACCACGUCAUGCUUUUUAUCCUGUGCAAAGUAAAGAUGGUUCGAUGCUUCUUCAGUGGCCUUCUGAAAUGUUAAUGCACACAGGUACAGAACCCUCCAUCUCUUACAGCUGCAACCCACUCUACUUUGAUUUCCGAACAUCAAAAAGUGCAGCCGAGAAGGAGAACAUUAAGAAUGUACAGAGGCCUCACCCAUGUGAUACGCCAUGCCCAGCUUGGGACAAUGUUACCAACAAAUAUGCCAAUACCAAGUUCAACAGGAAUUCCAUUGCACACGAACCAGAGAGGAAUAUGAAACAAUAUAAUGUCUUUUGUUUUGUCAAUGGAAAUAAAAAACACAUUUCUAGCUGUUACCUGGAUAAAAUAUACCAUCUGGAUACUAAGUAUCACAGGCACAAGGCAAAAAGAUGCAAAAAACAUGAUCAUAAGUGCAAAAUGAGGCAGCAUAGAUGCAAACAUGGAUCUCAGGACUCAGGCAGGUCAUUGAAAUGUAGAUAUAGGCACAGGUGGUCUAUGGAUAAUGGUGGAGUAGGUGUUUAUAAUAGUUUGAGUAGUCAGUAUAAGAACUUGAAAGGCUCCCCUGGUUCCAUAGAUGAUCUAGUACCUUCUAACCAGGUGCCAGAUACUGAGGGUGCCGCCACUGACAGAUCAGGGGUAUUACAGAUAAAGCCACAAUGUGGACUUCUAAAUAGGAAGGCAGAAUUUGAAAGCCCGUCACAACACAAUAUGACAUCUCUACACUACCAGUUGGGGGUGGCACCAAUAAAUCAUGUUUGUGAUAUAUAUUCAGCAGCAUUUUCUAACCUGAGCACAGAUAGAGCAAGCUCAAGUCAACAAAAACCUGAUGCCCAUGUCCAGCAAAGCUGGCCUUUAAAAAGAAAACACGGCCCUUUAGUAGAUGAACCUGAAAUGCAACGCAAAAAGCGCAAGUUAUACAAACCGUUCUCUUUAUCCAUCCAACAAAUCACUUUCUCUGAGCAAAAUUACUUUAUAUUAUGGAAGGCAAUACAGAGAAAGUUAAUGGGCAAGGUAAAAGGACAUAUCAGUGUCAGCAGAACCCUAUGCAGAUAUUCACAGAAUAAGUUUCCAAUAUCUGUAAAUAGGAAGUUAGUCAAUUGGCAAAAAAUGUCAUUUAAGUCAACAAAGUGUGUCAACAACAUAAAUCAAAGCAAAGACAAUAAGGGGACCCAAGUAUGGGAUGGUUUCCUGGAGAUCAGUGACACUAAAGAACCAUGCUUAUUGGCUGCUCACAUUCCUGGUCACAUCAUAAAACAUGAAAUUGCUAUAAAAGAGAGAAUACCUGGGGCAACAAGUGAUGCAUUCUCAAAAGAAUUAAAUUACCAUGGCAGCAAUACUUGUAGCAAAACUGCAGCAGAGCAACGAUCAUUGCCACCAGACAGAAGAACAGGAAAGGAAGUCAACUCAAGUAGAAGUUGUACACAAUAUGCUGCCCUUGAGUUCCCCAGUCAGAACACUCCCACUAAUUCUCAGUCCUUUCCCACGGGGCAGUUCCAAUCCCCUGUCAGCUCGGCACAUCCCAAACACUUCCUUCCACACCGAUAUGCUAAGAAACAUAAUCCAUGUGCAGGAUACAGACAUGAACUGCAGCCCAUCAUUUUUCCACGUAAACUCAAAAUUGCAUUUCCUUCCACAGCAGCUCAGUCUUGUUCAUCAUUAUACCCUGCUUUGUAUGAGCAGCCAUUUUGCUCUAGUGCAUCGACUAUGGUACAACACACUUUCACACACCACCAUGUGACUGUCCUUUCUGCCGCUUCGUUUGCAACAGCCUCCACUGACACCAGGGUCCAUAUGGAUUUUCAGCAGCAGUUUGUCUCUCCUCAGGCCUUCCCAAGAGCUCCGUUAUACCAAGUUACAGCAGAGCCAAGACUGUGUCCUGUGGACCAUGUUUUCCCUUUACCACGAGUGCCGGUUGUGCCAGCAUCAGUCCACCAUUGCUUGCCUUUGCCCUUUCCUCCCAUCUCUCACACUGCUGUUUUUUCUCCUCUUCAUAUACCACAACCCUCCCUUAUUCCACUGCAGUCUAUUUUUUAAGUGUCAGCUGUUUGGUUGGGAAAUGGAAACAUGAAACCCUGUGAAACAUUUUAAAUGCAAAUUUGUUGCGGCUACAGAGAAUUGUUAAUCAGUCUCAACCCUUUAACUGUUUCUAGAAAAUUUUUAGUAUUUCAUUAGCAUUUUGGGACAGUAUGGUAGGUGUCAGUGGUUAUGUAAUAGCAUGUAGUUAGUUUGCCCCAAGUCCAGCUGGGAGCAUUUACUGGACUGCUGAUUGAUAUCUAACAUUAAGCUGGUUGCUGUGGGUUGCUAGACCCCUAAGCCAAUUUGCUUGUUGUCGUGCCCAAGUUUUGAAGCAUCUGAAAUGACUAGCUUGGAAAUCCCUGAUUCAGAAAUGUUCUACUGAUAUCGAGAUAUUCCUAUCAAUAAGAGGAAUGUAUUGGUAUCUAUCACUAAUAAUCGCACCUAGCCCACCCCCAUCUUCUAGGGUUCACAGAGGAGGAGGGUGAAACUGUUGUUUGGGGUCCCUACUAGUGAUGGGCGAAAUGUUUCGCCAGGCAUGGAUUUGUGGCGAAUUUCCACGUUUUGCCAUUGGCGGAU
Molecule: messenger RNA, 4257 nt
Organism: Xenopus tropicalis (tropical clawed frog)
Lineage: Eukaryota; Metazoa; Chordata; Amphibia; Anura; Pipidae
Gene: znf804a
Product: zinc finger protein 804A
Exons: 4
Coding region: 283-3699 (1138 amino acids)
Source: RefSeq, a predicted model, not a curated record